AUAUAUAUAUAUGGGUUUGGGUAACGUUCUCCCCCGAUAAACGACUGUGCCAUUUCUGUAACUUCUGGGUUUCGCCAUUGAAGAGUGAGAAAUAACUUAAAUAAGAGGGAACAGAGGAAAACCACACUCUGUAUUUAUAUAUAAAUAUACGUAUAGGCUUCUGUGUUUGUGUAUAUCAGAUAUACAGAGACAGGGAGGUUGUAUGUAAUGCUGGUCAGAACACAACUAUCUUUUACCUCGCACGCGGCGGCACUGUGAGUUCUUCCCGGCGCUUGUCGCAGAUGGGCGGCGGCGGGAUGUGGCGGUGGCGGUACGACCAUUGUGCGGUGUCGUCGGCGUUUGGGUUCUUCCUGGCAGCCUUUCUCGUGCUGGGGUCGGUCGUCAGCUUCUACGCUUGGUUAAUCUUCCCCCCUCACGUCCGUCCGACUCUCUCGCCGCUCGGCUGUCAAGACGACGGCGAGGGUUCCUGGUCGAUCGGCGUGUUUUUCGGCGACUCGCCCUUUUCUUUGAAACCUAUUGAAACUGCGAACGUAUGGAGAGAUGAGAGUUCGGCCUGGCCGGUGGCCAACCCGGUGGUGACCUGUUCUUCAGCUUCAGAUGCUGGGUUCCCUAGUAAUUUUGUUGCCGAUCCUUUCCUUUAUGUGCAGGGAGAUACCCUUUACCUAUUUUAUGAAACCAAAAACUCAAUCACAAUGCAAGGAGACAUUGGAGUUGCAAGAAGUAUUGAUAAGGGAGCAUCGUGGCAACAGUUGGGCAUUGCUUUAGAUGAAGACUGGCAUCUCUCAUAUCCAUACGUCUUUGACUACAAUGGGCAAGUAUACAUGAUGCCGGAGGGCAGCGCAAAAGGCGAUCUCCGUCUGUACCGAGCAGUGGAAUUUCCUUUGAAAUGGACAUUGGAGAAGAUCAUCAUAAAAAAGCCCCUGGUCGAUUCAUUUAUCAUAAAUCAUGAUGGAAAGUACUGGCUUUUUGGUUCAGAUCACAGUGGUAUUGGCACCAAAAAGAAUGGACAGCUCGAAAUCUGGCACAGUAGCUCACCUCUUGGUCCUUGGAAAGCACAUAAGAAAAACCCUAUUUAUAACACACAUAAGAGCAUGGGGGCUCGCAACGGGGGCAGACCAUUUGUGCACAAUGGGAACCUCUAUCGCGUUGGUCAAGACUGUGGUGAGACAUAUGGACGUCGAGUGCGUCUCUUCAAAGUGGAAAUCUUGACCAAAGACGAGUACAGAGAAGUGGAAGUGCCACUAGGCUUUAGAGAGCCAAAUAAGGGUAGGAAUGCAUGGAAUGGUGCUCGGUACCAUCACCUUGAUGUGCAGCAGCUAAACUCAGGGGAGUGGAUAGGUGUUAUGGAUGGGGACAGAGUUCCCUCUGGAGAUAAUGUUCGUCGGCUUAUCCUGGGCUCUGCUUCACUUAUAGCCGUUGCGGCACUUGUUCUACUAAUAGGUAUGCUACUUGGUGCCGUGAAGUGCAUUGUCCCCUUGAGUUGGUGCCGCCACAAUAUGGGAAAGAGAAGUGAUGCCUUAUUGGCUUGGGAGAGAUCUAACUUAUUUUCUUCCAAACUACGACAAUUCUGUAGUCGCUUGAACAAAACAUGUUCUCUCCUACGGUGCAGGAUGAAACAAAAUACGUGUGUUGGGAAGUUGGUUCUCACUUUCUUAUUUGCUAUUGGAGUGGCACUGAUGUGUUCCGGGGUGAGAUAUAUCUAUGGAGGCAAUGGAGCGCAAGAACCAUAUCCAUGGAAUGGCCAAUAUUCCCAAUUCACAAUGGUAACAAUGACAUAUGAUGCCCGGCUCUGGAAUCUGAAAAUGUAUAUCAAGCAUUAUUCAAGGUGUUCUUCGGUGCGCGAGAUUGUUGUUGUAUGGAACAAAGGAAAACCUCCAGAAGCGGAUGAGUUUGAUUCAGCAGUACCGGUGAGAAUCAGGGUAGAGAAGCAGAACUCGCUGAACAAUCGAUUCAAGGUGGAUCACAUGAUCAAAACCCGGGCAGUUCUGGAGCUGGAUGACGAUAUCAUGAUGACUUGUGAUGAUAUUGAACGAGGCUUUAGGGUGUGGCGCGAGCACCCUGACCGGAUUGUGGGGUUCUACCCCCGGCUAAUCGAUGGGAGGACGCUCAAGUACAGAGGGGAGAAACAUGCCCGGACUCACGAAGGGUACAAUAUGAUUCUGACAGGGGCGGCUUUCAUUGACAGCCAGUGGGCUUUCGAGAAGUACUGGAGCGAAGAAGCCAAGGCCGGGAGGGAAGUGGUGGAUAAGUACUUCAACUGCGAGGAUGUGCUAAUGAACUACUUGUAUGCCAAUGGAAGCUCUUCAUCCGGGACAGGGACAGGGACAGGGACGGUGGUGGAUUAUGUGAAACCGGCAUGGGCCAUCGAUACAUCAAAGUUUUCGGGCGUUGCUAUUAGCCGGAACACGCAAGAGCAUUACAGGAUCAGGAGCAAUUGCUUGAUGACGUUUGCACAAAUGUACGGCAGUCUGAUAAGCCGGAAGUCGGGAUUCGACAGCCGGAAGGACGGUUGGGAUGUGUAGCCAAAAUAAACAAAGGCUAUGUAGGAUUGAUUUGAUGAAACAGCAGCAGGAGUGUAGUUUUGUUUGAUUUCUGGGUACAGAUUUUGGGAUUUAUAUAUAUAUAUAUAUAUAUGCGCUGUGCUGUGCUGUGCUGUACUAUAGACUCCCUCUAUUCCUACUCCUCUUCCUCAGCUUAUAUAUAGAUAUAUAAUACUCAUUUCCUAUAGGUCAUUUGGUGGGAAAAUGUACAUUAGUUUGGAAUACAAAUGCGUUUCCAAAUUUACUCUCUUUAUACUAAUUGUUCAGUUUGGAAAUU
This is a messenger RNA of Diospyros lotus (date-plum), 2817 nucleotides long. RefSeq names its product glucosamine inositolphosphorylceramide transferase 1-like. Gene Ontology annotation, molecular function: glycosyltransferase activity. Lineage: Eukaryota; Viridiplantae; Streptophyta; Magnoliopsida; Ericales; Ebenaceae. The transcript is spliced from 4 exons. The record is from RefSeq and is a predicted model, not a curated record. Bases 282 to 2522 code for a protein of 746 amino acids. Gene Ontology annotation, cellular component: membrane.